Molecule: messenger RNA, 893 nt
Organism: Drosophila grimshawi
Lineage: Eukaryota; Metazoa; Arthropoda; Insecta; Diptera; Drosophilidae
Product: antigen 5 like allergen Cul n 1
Exons: 2
Coding region: 71-841 (256 amino acids)
Source: RefSeq, a predicted model, not a curated record
CAACACGGCGGAAUUGCAUAAAAGCCACGGCAAAUGCCAGAGCUGGCAACAAACGUGAUACGAUAUUGAAAUGCGCAACAUCUUAUCCAUAACAAUUUUAGCCCUGGCUCUGGGCAUCGCCUGUGCCUUUGACUAUUGUACGAGGAACUGUGGCACCACACCGAACAUUGGCUGCAACAACGAUGGCUCCUGGGCUUCUACCUGUCCCCCCGAUAAGACCUUGCUGACUCUGACGACUGCCGAGAAGAAUGCGAUUGUGGCCAAGCACAAUGAGCAUCGCAAUUUUAUUGCCGGUGGCGGUGACAGCAAAUUGUCACCCGCCUGCCGCAUGGCCACCAUGGAGUGGGACAAUGAUCUUGCCUAUCUCGCCUCCCUCAACGUCAAGAGCUGUGAGAUGCGUCACGAUAAAUGCCGCAAAACGGCCGCCUUCGACUGGGCUGGCCAGAAUCUGGCCUGGAUCGGUUAUUUCGAUCCAUUGAACUCGUUGACCAAUGCAAUUCGUGGCGUGGACAUGUGGUACGACGAAGUGGCCGAUACGACUCAAGCCCAUAUCGAUGCCUACCCAUCCAACUACAACGGACCCGCGAUUGGCCAUUUCACCGUUAUGGUCGCUGAUCGCAACACCCGUGUGGGCUGUGCCGUAUCCACGUAUUCGGUAACUGGCCAGUCCUACAAGGCCUACCUUAUGGCCUGCAACUAUGCUGCCACCAAUGUCAUCGGCAUCAAAAUGUACACCAGCUGCGCAGUGGGUGCCAGCAGCUGCACCACUGGCGUCAAUCCAAGCUACCCAUUCCUGUGCAGCUCCAGUGAGGUUUACGAUCCCAAUAACUUGUACUACUGAAUAGCUUACCAUCAGCACUGAUAGUGAAAUAAAUAAUAUGCAUGCAAAACUA